UGAAUCAUAUCCUAUCGAGGAAGUCCACAUAAUGUCCCGCGAAACCUACCAAGUCCCAAAUCUUACUGGCGCCUCUUACGGCGGCGGUACUACCGGCUUCCAGGAUGCCGCGACCUUCACCAUUCAGUAUAUCUGCGGUGAAUGCGCUUCCAAGGUGUCGCUGAAGCGCGGCGACCCGAUCCGUUGCAAGGAGUGUGGACACCGUGUGCUGUACAAGGAGAGAACCAAGCGGUAAGAUAUUUCUGAGUACCCGCGUUCAUUAGCUAGAUGCUGACUGGGUGGUUAAAGCAUGGUGCAAUUUGAGGCGCGGUAAAUAAAAGUCUGAAGCAUGCAAGGAUUUGGGACGAUUUCAAGAGCAUGGACGGAGCACGCCGUCCGCGUGGCGUUAAUACU
Molecule: messenger RNA, 393 nt
Organism: Xylona heveae TC161
Lineage: Eukaryota; Fungi; Ascomycota; Xylonomycetes; Xylonales; Xylonaceae
Exons: 1
Coding region: 32-235 (67 amino acids)
Biological process (GO): DNA-templated transcription
Cellular component (GO): RNA polymerase I complex; RNA polymerase III complex; RNA polymerase II, core complex
Molecular function (GO): DNA binding; zinc ion binding; DNA-directed RNA polymerase activity
Source: RefSeq, a predicted model, not a curated record